Raphanus sativus (radish) is the source of this 962-nucleotide messenger RNA. RefSeq lists its product as uncharacterized. The coding region runs from base 159 to 605 and encodes 148 amino acids. The transcript is spliced from 2 exons. The record is from RefSeq and is a predicted model, not a curated record. Lineage: Eukaryota; Viridiplantae; Streptophyta; Magnoliopsida; Brassicales; Brassicaceae.
UUUUACACUAUUAUAGUGUAUAGAAGCAAAUAUAGCAUAGGGUUGGAACAAGGGAUAGCAAAGGCGAUUAGGGUUUCACCACCCUUUCGCCGCCGUUGAUUUCGCCUCACGCGUAUCAACGAGAAGCUUCUUCCCCCUCCUUUCCUUCCACUCUUUCCAUGGCGCCGCUCGUAGAAGGUCCUGCUUCCCUUCCACGCCCUCCCUCAGAUCCACCAGAUUCGAGUUUGAAGGUUGCUCUCCCGUCAAAUCCUCCGGAUCCGCCGGUUCCUCCUGAUCCUCCGCCUGAUACUCUAUCUUUCACGGAUUUCCUUCAGUUGUACGAUCUAUGGGCCACAGCUACCUUUAAGUUCUCAGAUCCAGAGCUAUGUUUGAUGAUUUCAUAUGAACUGGUUUCGUUGGAUCUGAGUUUUUCUGUGGUAGUUCCCACUGUGUCGGUUGCAUUUCAAUAUGUGGCCUUUGUUGGCACUUCUGUGGUCGAUGUGUGCUCCCUUACUGCAGUAUGCAGGCGUUGUUCAUUUACUGCAGUAUGCAGGUUUACUUCCACCUUUGCUCUAAUGGCUUUUGCAAUGAUAAGGGAGCAUUGUUUUGAAGAUGCUUCUGUUUGAAGCAGAAGCGAAGAUGUUUAUCAUCUCUCGUUUAGAUGGUGUCAACUGUCUGACCUCUUUGACCAUGGAGGUUUUCAUUCCUCCCCUUUAUUGUUUCGAACAAGAUUGUCAACUUGAAGAAGUCUUCUUGUUUGACUGCCUACCUUCGGAGACAACGGUGGUUGAACUUGUGAUAUCACCUUUAUCUUUAAGCUUUUAUUUGAGUACUUGUUUAAGCUUUCUCAAUUGCUUGUCCAGUGUAUUGGUCUUUGAUUUGGUUUGUUUGGUUCCAUGUAACCCUAUUGUAUCCUCCAUUGAUGGAGUUGAACUCUUUUAAGUUUCAAUGAAAGCUGUUUGAUCAAAAAAAAAAAGCAUAGG